Sinocyclocheilus anshuiensis is the source of this 1396-nucleotide messenger RNA. RefSeq names its product NAD(P)H-hydrate epimerase-like. Gene Ontology annotation, cellular component: mitochondrion. The coding region runs from base 214 to 1062 and encodes 282 amino acids. The transcript has 7 exons. Gene Ontology annotation, molecular function: NAD(P)HX epimerase activity. NCBI's taxonomy places the organism in Eukaryota, Metazoa, Chordata, Actinopteri, Cypriniformes, Cyprinidae. The record is from RefSeq and is a predicted model, not a curated record.
UUUACUGGGUUUCAGCAGUAGAGGGCUGCAAAUAUCCUAGCUAUUUAAUGUACUUCUGCAUGGUUGUAUCCUGUAAAGUUGUAACUGGAUUGUUUUUUGCUCUGUUUUUAUUCUGCUGGCGGUGUCUUGAGCAUUUCUUGGUGUUAACGAAUGUUACCUUAGUGUUUGACCUUAAUAUAGACACACUUGCUAACAGGUGCUUUAACCAGGUGAAUGUUGGGAGUUCGAGCCCUGUUUGGAAUCGGUCUUCUUGUGACAUCACGAGGAGGCUCUGUCCUGACCCAUACAGGCGCAUGUGCACAUGUUGCCAGUAACAUCUACAGUAAAGACCUCGCUCUCAGACAGGCAUGCACUAUGGCCAAUACAAUCAAGUACUUGGGGCAAGAAGAGGCUCAGCACAUUGAUGAGGAGCUGUUCAAUGAGUACAGCUUCAGUGUGGAUCAGUUAAUGGAGCUGGCCGGUCUGAGCUGUGCCACAGCUGUGUCAAAGGGCUAUCCUCUACAAUCACUGCUCAAGAGUCCACCUAGAGUUUUGGUGAUCUGUGGGCCAGGAAAUAAUGGUGGAGAUGGGUUGGUUUGUGCUCGACAUCUCAGACUGUUUGGAUAUGAACCUUCAGUAUUGUACCCAAAGCGCCCCAACAAACAGCUGUUCCAGAAUCUUACCACCCAGUGUGAGAAGAUGGAUAUAUCCUUCCUGACAGAGUUGCCUGAGGCUGUUGUGAUUGAUGAAGUGUAUAAUUUGGUGGUGGAUGCCAUCUUUGGAUUCAGUUUUAAGGGUGCGGUGCGAGAGCCGUUCGGUGACAUCCUCUCCCAACUAAAGAAAAUCACUGUGCCCAUUGCUAGUAUUGACAUACCUUCAGGUUGGGAUGUGGAGAACUGCUGUCCUGAUGGGAUUCAGCCUGACAUGCUCAUCUCCCUCACAGCCCCUAAGAAAGCAGCCAAUCACUUCAAAGGACGCUACCACUUCCUGGGAGGAAGAUUUGUUCCUCCUGCACUUGAGAAGAAGUUCCAGCUGAAUCUGCCUCCAUACCCAGACACUGAUUGUGUGUAUCAACUGAAGUGAGCAUUAAGCCCUUCAUGUCACUAAUCAACAAAAAAACAAACACCAUGGGUUAUAACUUUGAUUUACCACUCUGAAUACUUCUUCCACUUUCAUGUAAUGGGCAGAUAUAGAAUUGAUUAAUCAUCAUCAGUCAAUAAUUUGCGAAACUCCUUAUUGCCAAGCAUUGUUACCGAAUGUUUCAAAGGAAUCACUCUAAUUAGUUAUGUAUGAAUUUAUAAAAACCUCUAAUUAAAAUAAAUUUUAAAAAUAUAUAUUUAAUUAAAGUUUUUGAUGGUUAUGGAUUUAAUGACUAAGCCUGAAUAAUUACGGCAUUAUUGUUUUGUGUUUAAAUAUA